UUAUUCCCCACGAUCCAGAGGUCUGGUUCGCGACACUGGAGACUCAGUUCGAGAUCCGUCGCAUAACGAACCAGCGGCUCAUGUUUGCCUAUGCCCUGGAAUCCUUACCUGGGGACCAUAUAGCGGCUGUCCGUGAGGUCGUCCUCAACCCCAAUGCUCCAGAUGCCUACAAUCGUCUCAAGGAGGCGAUUCUCCAGCAUUUCCUCCCAUCGAAGGAGGAACGCUUGAGGACUCUUUUAGCACGUCACCCUAUGGGUGAUGCUAAACCGAGCCACCACCUCACGCGCCUGCAGUCACUAGCAGGACCGACAGCGGCUAACUCAGAUAUAGUCAAGGAGCUGUGGCUCGACUCAUUACCAGCCUAUGUUCAGCCUACGAUCGCCGCCCUGCCCGAAGAUAUGCCGCUAAGCCAAGUUGCACUAGUGGCAGACAGAGUGAUUACACGAACCGGCCAUCGAGACAACUAUACCGUUGCGUCCACGUCACAUACCGGCGUGGGCCUCGAGGCCAAACAGGGUAAAGCUCAUAAGGAUCAGGGUUGCUGUAUACACAGCCGUCUGAGUUUUUCAGACCGUUCCAAAGUACCUGAACCCUACGUCCUGCGAGCACGAUCGCGAUCACGUAAGGCUGUAAGUACUCGCCCCCAGCGGGCAUCUUCCAAGCCACGCCAACGAGCGGCUUCGGAAGCGAGUACCGGUUGGUGCUGGUUCCACCGGACUUUUAGGUCCGCCGCCCGCCAUUGUCGACCACCCUGCUCAUACAAGGCGGGAAACGCCCAAGCCGGCGAGUAAAAGCGGCCCUACUGGCCGGCCACUCACCUCAGGUUGGCCGUUUAUUUUACGUGCACGAUAUCCGCACGAACGCUAGGUACCUAGUUGACACCGGUGCACAAGUUUCUGUCGUACCAUUAGGUAGCAGCAAGUUACAACCUACAAUAAUUCGAUUACGCGCUGCGAAUGGCACUGUCAUUCCUACCUAUGGUACACGACAGCUGUCGGUCAACCUGAGCAACCGACGACAGUAUCUGUGGACGUUCAUCAUUGCCGAUGUUCCCACAGCUAUACUCGGUAUCGAUUUCCUACAGCACUAUGAAUUGCUAGUCGAUUCACGUAGGCUGCAGCUAAUCGAUAUUUCGUCGAACAGCAAAUUUAUGGGCUUUCGAGCUCAUACAAAUGCGUACCGAAUAACAGGUUUAUUUCAUUCGCGUGAUGACAUUUUCCACGCUUUACUCGAAAAAUUCUCCCAAUUAACUAAACCACUCGAGGAGACUCCGUCGGUGACCCGACAUGUGGAACACCACAUCGUCACCCGCGGACCACCAGUCACGGCAAAGCCUCGCCGACUGGCACCGGACAAAUUAGCUUUCGCUAAACGUGAGUUCGACAAUUUACUAGCUACUGGUAUUAUUCGUCCUUCUCACAGUCCAUGGGCCUCACCACUCCACAUGGUUCGAAAAAAAGAUGGGAUAAGUUGGCGACCAUGUGGCGACUACCGAGCACUAAAUGUAGUCACGCGUUUCGAUAGUUACCCCAUCCCCCACAUACACGACAUCACCGCAUCACUCAAGGGCACGACUAUCUAUUCUAAGAUCGAUCUGGUACGGGCAUACCAUCAGAUCCCAGUCGCUCCUGAGGAUAUUGAGAAAACUGCUGUCACGACUCCUUUCGGUCUGUUUGAGUUCCUACGAAUGCCAUUUGGAUUACGGAAUGCUGCUCAAACUUUCCAGAGGUUUAUCGAUAGCAUAGUACGAGACUUUGAUUUUGUUCACGUCUAUAUUGAUGACUUGUUAAUCGCAUCAUCAAACGUAGAUGAACAUUAUCAACAUCUUAAACUCUUAUUCCAACGUCUUUCGGAUAAUGGAAUACUAAUCAACCCAGAUAAGUGCGAACUUGGAAAAGCAGAAAUAAAAUUUCUGGGUCACGUUAUAAAGCAUGAGGGUAUUUUACCAUGUGAAGAUAAAGUACGUACGAUCAUGGAGUACACUGUACCGUCUUCACUCAAAGAACUGAAGGCUUUUCUCGGUUUGGUCAACUUCUAUCGACGUUUCAUUCCUCACGCCGCGGAACAGUUACGACCACUAACCGAUCUACUUCGCGGGAAUCCACGUAAGCUAGAAUUGAACGAUGACGCACGCACUGCAUUUUCCGAAAUUAAAAAAGCUUUAGCUCAAGCUACGCUCCUCGCCCAUCCCGACCCAUCAGCCACGCUCAGUAUAGCGGUUGAUGCAUCCGAUUUCGCUAUAGGAGCCGUCAUGCAACAAAACAUCUCUGGAAGUUGGCAACCUCUCGAAUUUUUCUCACGACGCCUUACUACCACGGAGAUGAGAUAUAGCGCUUUUGGUCGCGAACUGCUAGCAGCCUACUGUGCCAUCAAACAUUUUCGGCACGCAGUAGAAGGUCGUAACUUUAUCCUUUUUACCGACCAUAAGCCCCUAACGUAUGCUCUUCAUACAAAAUCUGACCGCUACUCACCACGAGAGUGCAGACAUUUGGACUAUAUCUCUCAGUUCACGACAGACCUUCGUCAUAUUAAAGGCGAGUCGAACUACGUUGCUGAUGCUUUGUCACGUAUUCAAAUGAAUGCAGUUACUUCACCAGUGCUCGAUCUUCUUGCUAUGGCCGCCGCCCAAGCAAACGAUCCUUCUUGUUCAGAAGCACAACAGAAUACAUCCCUUCAGUGUCAGGAAGUGCCCCUAGCUACUACCUCAGGCACUAUCCUAUGUGAUACCUCUAAUGGUCUUCCUCGACCCAUCGUACCCUCUGCUUAUCGUCGUCUCGUCUUCGAUGCCCUUCAUGGUUUGUCUCAUCCAGGUAUCGCAGCUACAUUACGUCUUAUCGCUGCACGAUACGUCUGGCCUUCCAUGAACAAAGAUGUCCGUAUGUGGGUAAAGCAAUGCUUACAAUGUCAACGAUCAAAAGUGCACAGGCACGUAGCCGCCCCCAUCGGCACAUUUGCUACGCCUGAUGCUCGCUUCGAUCACGUUCAUAUUGACAUUGUAGGACCAUUACCACCAUCGCAUGGGUAUGAUCACAUACUCACGUGCAUUGAUCGCUUUACAAGAUGGCCCGAAGCUAUUCCCAUCACUUCUAUUACGGCGGAAACAGUUGCUCACCGCUUCGUAGAACGAUGGAUAGCUCUGUACGGUUGUCCCUCGACUGUCACAACUGACCGAGGACAACAAUUCGAGUCCGAACUAUUCUCCUCGCUAACUCGGCUUCUUGGUACGGAGCGCAUAUGCACAACCGCCUACCACCCAGCUUCAAAUGGUUUAGUCGAAAGGUUUCAUCGCCAACUCAAAAACGCUCUUCGAGCACACGAAAACAAUAAUUGGUACGAAACCUUACCGCUAGUCCUUCUAGGCAUCAGAACGAGCUUAAAGGCAGAUAUUCAAUGUUCCGCCGCUGAAUUGGUAUACGGCACGACAUUGCGUCUGCCUGGGGAAUUCUUCACACCACGGAGCAGUGAUAACUUCAAUAAAUCAGACUACGUCCAACGACUGUCUGCAUUUAUGCGAGCACUGCCUCCGGUGUCAACUCGGGUACAACAUCGACAGGUCGCUCUCCCCCGAGAGUUAUCUACCUGCUCACAUGUUUUCAUUCGAGUUGAUUCGGUACGCAAACCUUUGCAACAACCUUACGAAGGACUUUUUCACGUGAUUUCUCGUCACGAAAAGACCUUCAAGGUUGCUCGACAUGGCCGCGUCGAGAUAGUCAGCAUUGAUCGUCUCAAGUCAGCACACGUCGAUGACAGUGCCCUACUUGCUAAUCCGAGACCCAAUGUUAGACCUAGCGGGAUCCUCAAAACUACCCCGGAUCCCACGCUAACGAAAUCAGAAACCUCAUUCUCACGUCCCAGUCAGCAGCACGCGCCAUCUGCACUGUCUACGGAUGAGACUCCGGUCUCACGUCCAGAUCAGCAGACCACGCCGCACUUGACUGCGGAUGAGAAUGCAGGAUCACGAGGUACGCACGAGGCUACUGUCUCGCGUGCCGGUCGCCGCGUACGCCUACCUGUACGCUUUCUCGAAUAACUACCAAUCAACCACGGGUUCGGCAUAGGAUUUUACACUCGUACUACAUGCAUGCUACACUUUUCUCCCUUUUCUUCUUUUUUUAUCCCGAGCCUAUACCUCCGACCAUUGUCCUGUUGGUACCGUCGACUUCAGUCAACCUUGGCGAAAGCUGGCCUGAUCACCCACGCUCUAGUCAAUGCACUCAGUCGAUUUUCUGGUGACGAAUAUAUCUGGUAUACGAAUGGUUUCGCACUGGUCGUUUCUGGCUUUUUCGCUCAAUCUGGUUCCGUCCUACGUCUCCAGCUUUAUUUGGUCCGGACCCCUACGAACGCAAUUAUCAGACACUGGAUACGAGCCACCCUGGUGUGGUAUGCUAACCCGAUGGACGAACUUGGCGCAUAAUUAUUGGCACGGCAGCGGACAAACUCCCGGUGACAACUCGAGCUUCAUCAGUCGCUUCCUGUCGUCAACCAUUCUGCCCGUUAACCGAAUAUUGGCCGACGAGUCCCCUGAACGAAGCCGCUACAUAUCGAAAGUGUAAAACCCUUUCUAGGGGGGGGCUCCUGUAGUGGAACUAUUUCGUCGAAAUAAUACGAUUACUGACGUACAAAUACUUAUUAUUGAACAUAUGUAACAUUAACUGUUUUAUUGUAUAUCAUUUGUUUAUUUAUACUAAAAGUCACUUUUCGAGCGCCACCCACGCCAUCCCUGCGGAUCUAACGAUCGUCUCGUGUAAU
Messenger RNA from Schistosoma turkestanicum, 4749 nucleotides. NCBI's taxonomy places the organism in Eukaryota, Metazoa, Platyhelminthes, Trematoda, Strigeidida, Schistosomatidae. The record is from the annotation of a GenBank genome assembly.